This is a messenger RNA of Diorhabda sublineata, 4788 nucleotides long. Its product is annotated as hypoxia-inducible factor 1-alpha-like. The transcript is spliced from 12 exons. Gene Ontology annotation, biological process: cellular response to hypoxia; regulation of transcription by RNA polymerase II. Bases 68 to 2866 code for a protein of 932 amino acids. The record is from RefSeq and is a predicted model, not a curated record. Gene Ontology annotation, molecular function: RNA polymerase II transcription regulatory region sequence-specific DNA binding; protein dimerization activity; DNA-binding transcription factor activity, RNA polymerase II-specific. Gene Ontology annotation, cellular component: transcription regulator complex; nucleus; cytoplasm. Lineage: Eukaryota; Metazoa; Arthropoda; Insecta; Coleoptera; Chrysomelidae.
AGUUGCCAGGUGUAAAGAGUAACGAAAUCAUUUAAUUGUAAAGUGAGAUUCGACAAUAUUCGACUAAAUGUUUCACGUGUCGCAAAAUUCGCCGAUUUUCAAUAAAAAUUGUACGAAUAUUUCGAUUGAUUCUCACAAUUCGUUCGGUUCGAAAAUUCGACCAACGGGAUUAUUGGCGAAAUUAGGUGUGCCGUGUCAAAAUGACAACCAUUACGAUUACGGUCGUUGUUUCGAUUAUUAUCAAAACGGCGUUUACAACGUUUGUCGAUUUGUCGAAGUUGGUGAUAUUGAAGAUUUCAUGAACAAUGAAAAACGAAAAGAGAAAUCUCGAAAUGCCGCCCGUUGUCGGAGAUCAAAAGAAACAGAACUCUAUUACGAUUUGGCUAGUGCUUUGCCUUUUACGACAGAACAAAUUUCACAAUUGGAUAAAGCUUCUGUAAUGCGAUUGGCCAUUUCUUAUCUGAAAAUUAGAAAUGUCCUCGGAGCCGUACCGGAGUUUGAUGCUUUGGACGAAGACGAAGAAAACGAAAAUAUGGACAGUUCAACAUUUCUGAAAACCCUAGACGGUUUCGUCAUGAUUUUAUCGGAAGAAGGAGACUUUAUUUACGUAUCUGAAAACGUUAACGAGUAUUUGGGAAUUAAUCAGAUUGAUCUGAUGGGGCAAAAUGUAUAUGAAUACAGUCAUCCCUGCGAUCACGAAGAAAUCAAAGAAAUUUUGUCCGGCAAAGUUGUCGAAGACGAAGCGAAUUUGAACAAAUCCCUAUUCGUCAGAAUGAAAUGUACGCUUACAAAUAAAGGAAGAUCUGUCACUUUGAAAUCUGCUGUAUACAAAGUAAUUCAUUGUACCGGUCACGUAAUGAAAUAUCGAAAUUUAGAUAAAGACCAUGAAGAUGCAUCUGAAAUGAAGAGUUGUUUCAUUUCGGUAAAUCAACCGAUUCCGCAUCCUUCCAAUAUCGAGUCUCCUCUUCCAAAACAAACGUUUUUAACGAAACACAGUUUGGAUAUGAAAUUUACGCACGCCGACGAUGAUUUCAUGAAGGAACUCUUAGGAUACGAACCAACGGAUCUUUUGGGAAAAUCGGCUUACGAAUUCCAUCAUGCUUUAGACAGCGAUGCCAUAUUGUCUUCAUAUAAAUGCCUAUUUUCGAAAGGGCAGUGUCAAACGGGCCAGUAUCGUUUCUUGGGAAAAUCCGGCGGUUACGUCUGGUUAGUGACGCAAGCUACUUUGAUCCAUGACAAAAAUUACAAACCGCAGAGCGUCGUAUGCGUUAAUUACGUCAUAAGUGGACUGGAAUGCGAGGAUCAAUUAUAUUCCUCCUUACAAUAUACUACCACCUCCUCCUCCUCCUCCUCCUCGUCCUCCGUUAAAUCUGAAAUAAACAAUAACAAUUGUCGAUUGGCAAUCGUACCCGAAAUUGUAAUUACUGACGAAAGCAGUAACAGAGAUGACGAAAAUGACGAAGUGAUUAAAAGAGUGGACGAAAAGAAACCCAUUUCGAGUACGAGGAAAUUGUUUGGUAAUCUUCAAGAAGUUGAAGGUUCUAUCGUUAGACCGAUAAGUGCCACUAGCAAGAUAUUCGGACCGAGGACUAAGGAUAUGAGUAGAGGCUUUUUGACGUUUUCAGAUGAAGAGCCCGGUCUUACAAUGUUGAAAGACGAACCAGAGGAUCUGACACAUUUGGCACCAGUAGCGGGUGAUGUUUGUGUUCCGUUGGAAGAUCACAAUUUUCUUCCCGAUAUGUUGGACGAUAUCCUUUUAAGAGAUAACUUUGGUCCUUUAUUAACCGAAGAACCGACAGAUCCGUUUAUAUCGUAUAGAGAUUUCCAAGAUACUUCCCCGCAAUUAUUGUCGCCAAAUUUGUCGAAGCAUUCAGAUUGUAGUUUACCCUCUCUCAAUAGUCCAACCGACUCUCUUAUAGAUGACGAACACACUUCGUCUUUUAUGAACCUCCAAAUGGAGGAAGACGUUGAAUUGCUCAAACCCCCCUACAUAUCGAUGAACAUAACUGACGAUUUACCGUUGUUAGUUUCUAACGAUUUAAUGUGGAGUACGAGCGACAAAAAGAUACACAACCACCAUCACUCUGAUAAUAAUAAUUCGAGUUUGGCCCAAUUGUUAUCGAAUUCGUUGAGCAAACACCAAUUGACGCAAAAAGAUCACGGUGGAGGGGGAAUGAUGUACAAGAAUGAUAUCGAUGAUACGUACACUGUCAAAUGUAUUCGUAAAUCGCCGUGGAACGAUCAAAACUGCCUUUCAUCUAAAUCAAACCUUAUAAAUAAUAAUAAUAAUAAUAAUAAUAAUAAUACGAAUAAGACAGUCGACGAUCAACGUACGCCGAGUACGAAACGUUCAAAUUGUAGUGCAAGUUACGAGCAAGUUAGUAAAAAGACUCGAAGCGAACCUAAAGAAAAAAUGUCAUCUGAAUUAUUACAACAGUUAAUUUCCAAUAAUAAUAAUCAUCAUAAUAGAGGCCGAUCGAGGGAUAAAAAUACUUGGUUAUUAAAUAGAAAUUCUCAAAAGGCCGCGUGCAUUUCGCAGCCGAGCGAUAGCGUUUUAAUGAAUUUAUUGGAUGUUUCUUCUCCAACUACUACUAGUAGAAGUAAUAGUACUACUACUGACCAACCGCUGAUGUCCGAUCUUGUUCCCGUAUUAGACAACUUGAAGAUGUUGGAAGAUACAGAAUCUGACAAGAGAUCUCAGUUUAUAAGAAAUUGUCAAAGUCUUUUAUAUCCCGAAAAUACGUCGUUCGCUUCGUUGAUGGAUCUAACCCAACACGAUUUGGACGUUAACGCUCCCGUUAGUAACAAUAUGUUACAAGGAAAAGAUUUAUUAUCGGCCUUAGAUACAAACUUGGUCGCUAUUUAGCCAGCACCAUAUUUUAUUAUCAACAAUCAAUCAUUAUUGGACGAUGUGUACACCUACUCAUUUGGGGAAUUUGUCAAAAUAACAACAACGAUGCUGUUCAUCAAUUGUAACAAGAUUUUUAUAACAUUUAAAUGAAUAUUUUAAUUAUAAAAACUUUUAUAUUUGUAGUUUUGGAUAUAGACAUAUUAUUUUACAAAUAAAAAUCUAUAUAUAAAUAAUCUAGGGUUUAAUUAAUUUAUUGUUUCGAGAAUUUGAAAACAAAUUAUUAGUAUUAUUAUUUUUGGGGGCUAUUUUAAUAAUGAAAGGAAGGAAUCCCUUUUUCAACAUUAUGACGUAACCCAAAUCGUUUUGAAUAAUUUUCUAUAUAAAAUAUUUUAUACUUGAAAGAAAAGCCGAUCAACCGACACAAAUUUGUACCGUCAAAAAAUUUUUCCGAGUAUUACUUCAGACAUAUAAUUAUGUGAAAACCGGAUUAGCAAAUUGGAAAUAUUCAUAUCGAAAUAUGAUGAUACAUUUUCAAUAUACAAGAUGUCCCCAAAAAAAGAGAAAUAUCAUUGAAUUUAAUCCAAAAUUCGCGUUGUAAUUUUUUACUUGAAAGUUUUUUUUGGAAGAAUGGGUAUUAAAUUGUUUGGAAUACUGAAUAUACUCAUUUUAAAUGGUGAAUUUAUAAUGAAUAUCAAUAAAUAACUGAAUCGAGAGUAACAAAAUUAGCAUUAUCUUUUAGAAUGUGAAAUCUGUUUAAGAAAAGGGAGAAAAUAUCUUUUUGAUUUUAAAAUCCAACUUUUAUUUUUAUAUCACAAGUAUUUGUGCCGAUUUUUUUUAAAAAAACUGAGUUUUAUUUUUCCCUUUUGAAUAUAGCAAACUUUUUGUUACUAUGUUAUAUGACAAGUUAUUUUAAUAUAUAGGGUGUAUAAAGUGAAUCAGAUGGGUGUGGCAAUAAACGUUUUAUAUUUCUAUUUUCCGUGUACGCCUAUUGGUACAUAAUAUAUUUUUUUCUCCAAUCAUCAAAAAAUGUUGACAUUUUUGUACUAUUUUCAGGUGCAAAAGCCAUCAAUUCCCUUACCGUACAAAAAUUUGCUCGUUGCUUAGCAACACUUUUAAUCCUAGGAUUAAAAACCCUACUUUUAAUCCUAGGACUAAAAGUAAUUGCAUUUGAGCUCUCUAAUUGAAAUUUGAAGAAAAAACAUUGAAUCUUACGAACUUAGUAAAACAAACUAAUUGGGCAACUAUAUAUUUUCAUCGUGUUAGGGAUUCAUUUUGAAAGCAGCGUAAAAACUACAAAAAUUAUAUGAUUAGUACGUCUACUUGACAAUCGAUAUUUACCAACAAUACCAGGUAUCCAUGACUACCGACUUGCUAUCGCUGUUAUAAUUAAUAGGUGUUCAAAUUUAUUAUCAAAUUAUUAACGAUUUUUGAAUAAAACUAACUUUAUUUUAAUUUUGACUUGGUUGGAGAAAAAAUAGCAUAUAUCAUACGGAUUAAAAGUGCCUAUUUUUACUCGCAAUUUUGCAUUCACUCGGCUGCGCUACGCUCCGCCUCGCAACUGCAAAUAUUGCUCGUAAAUAUGCACUUUUAAUCCUUAUAAUAUAAUAUACUAUUAAUACAAAAAGAGAAAUGCAGAAAUAUCUAAUAUCGAAUAAUUGAAACAUAAUCAUAUCACUUUUUAAGUGAAUUUUUGUCAAUGUUGAAGAAAUUACUGCCAUUUUAUUUUUAUGUAGUUAUAAAUUUAAUUAUAUUUUUAUCAUUUUUACAAUUAUAAUUUACGUUUUCUAAAAGCGCUGUUAUAAAUAUCAAUUAUGAUAUAUGGAUAUUCCAAACAUAAUUAUAUAUUGUUUCGACUAAUAUUUGUGUAAGUUUAUAUAAAUAUAAAAUGUUUUGUGUUAUCAGUUACUUAUAAUUGGUAUAAUAAAACAUUGGAUUAA